Messenger RNA from Lithohypha guttulata, 1842 nucleotides. RefSeq lists its product as uncharacterized. Gene Ontology annotation, cellular component: plasma membrane. Bases 1 to 1842 code for a protein of 613 amino acids. The record is from RefSeq and is a predicted model, not a curated record. Gene Ontology annotation, molecular function: transmembrane transporter activity. Gene Ontology annotation, biological process: transmembrane transport. NCBI's taxonomy places the organism in Eukaryota, Fungi, Ascomycota, Eurotiomycetes, Chaetothyriales, Trichomeriaceae. The transcript has 2 exons.
AUGGCAACUACUGUGGCAGCUGCACAUAGCCAAGUGGCAACAAACGAUGACUCGCAAGCUUCCAGUACCGAGAGAGGCUCAAAACCAAAUGUGUUGACAGUUUCACACGGUGAUGACCACAUACAGCUCGAGAAGGCCGCAACAAGACCUGACAUACACGAGGUGUCACAGGCACAUCCCACGUUGCUACGAACUACUACCAGCGGCACGACUGGCCCUCCUUUUUCGAUCUUCACAUCCACCCAAAAGAAGUUUAUCGUCUUCAUGGCUUCGUGGGCUGGCUUCUUCUCACCCGUUAGCGCAAACAUCUACCUUCCAGCACUGAACCCUCUCGCCAGUUCUCUGAAUGUUUCGUCUUCACUGAUCAACCUGACACUGACAUCAUAUAUGGUGUUUCAAGGCCUUGCGCCUGCCUUUGUCGGCAGUCUUGCGGAUAAUAUGGGCAGACGUCCAGCAUAUACUGUCUGCUUCAUCGUUUAUAUCGCUGCUAAUGUUGGGCUGGCACUACAGAAUAGCUAUGCUGCAUUGAUGGUUCUAAGAUGUGUGCAGUCAAGUGGCUCUUCCGCUACAAUUGCCAUGGCAAGCGCCGUUGUGGCGGAUGUUAGCACUCCAGCAGAACGUGGGUCGUACAUGGGUUUUACCUUGGCUGGGUCUCUGCUUGGGCCAGCAAUUGGACCAGUCUUAGGAGGAGUUUUGGCCCAAUUUCUAGGUUGGAGAGCAAUCUUCUGGUUUCUGGUUAUCUUAGCAGUAGCCUUCCUGACCAUCUUCUUGGUGUUCUUUCCUGAAACAGCACGCAGCAAAGUCGGCAAUGGCUCGAUUCCACCAGAAGGAUGGAACAUGAGCCUGAUGAAUUACCUCGCCAUACGUAGAAUAAGGAGAGAGCAGAUGUCCGACGACCACACCCCUGCUAACACAGAAACCACCGAGAGUCUACCCAAAAGCAAGAAGCGCUUCCCAAACCCACUAGCAAGUCUAGUAUUGCUACUCGACAAACAAGUGGCCAUCAUCCUCCUCUACAACGCUCUACUAUUCUGUGCGUUCUACGACGUAACAGCCACAAUCCCAUCCCAAUUCGCCAAGAUCUUCCACUUCAACGACCUCCAGAUCGGUCUCUGCUUCAUCCCCUUCGGCGUCGGCUCCAUGCUUGCAGCCCUCGUCAACGGCCAAUUCCUAGACCGCAAUUUCGCCCGCUGGUGCAGAAAGCUCGACAUACAAAUCAAGAAAGGACGAGACAUGGACCUGCGCAACUUUCCCAUCGAGCGCGCCAGACUCGAAAUCGCCAUGCCAGCCAUCUACACCACCAUCGCACUAAUCCUAGUAUGGGGCUGGCUCCUCGAAAUCAAUGGACCUCUACCUGCCUUACUGGUAAUCUUGUUCUUCACAAGCUUCAGCAUGAGCAUCGCUUUCAACGUCACGUCGACGCUCCUCGUUGAUUUCUACCCGACUAAACCCGCGACGGCGACGGCGGCCAACAACUUUGUGCGGUGUCUACUUGGUGCGGGCGCGACGGCGGCGGUGCUGCCGAUGAUUGAAGCUAUGGGGAGAGGCUGGACGUUUACGUUUUUGAGCUUGGUGCUGCUUGUGACGAGUCCGUUGGUUUGGUUGAAUUUUCGGUAUGGGAUGAAGUGGAGGGAGGAGAGGAGGAUGAAGGAGGAGAUGAAAGCACGGAUGAGUGUAGUGGAAGAUGGGGGAGAGAGCAUGAGCGGUAAAGUUAAGCUUGGGGGUGAGAAAGAUGCAGAUGCUCAAAAGAGGGAGCAGCCUGUGGUUGAAGGUGGUGCUCCUGAAUUGGCGGCUGUGAUGAAAGGAGAUCACGGUAAUGGAAGAGAUGGGAAGAAGAUGUAA